AUGUCUACUACUUGGUUGCGACCAGAACAGACCACCGAGACUAAAGUAGCGGUAUUACGGAUCCGCAGCUGGACUCUGGAAUCAUUAUUGUGCCACCAUAAUGAUUGUGCUGCCGCUUUUAAGCUGCCGCCUAUCCGUCAAAAAAAAAGAACACCAACCUUUCAAAACUCGAGGGACGGACAAUCCGAGAAACAGUCGAGCACCGUACGCGUUUGGUCGCACCGACAACUUCGCGGACGCUCGUGGAAGGCGGCAACUUUCGACACGGUGGAGUCGCCGCGACCGCAUCCAAAGGCGGCCGCUUGCCAACUGCCAGUGCAUGCACAGUGCAGGCGGAGACUUGUGCAUCGAUUCUAUACGAACGUA
Molecule: messenger RNA, 366 nt
Organism: Iphiclides podalirius (scarce swallowtail)
Lineage: Eukaryota; Metazoa; Arthropoda; Insecta; Lepidoptera; Papilionidae
Source: the annotation of a GenBank genome assembly